This is a messenger RNA of Morus notabilis, 637 nucleotides long. RefSeq names its product GPI-anchored protein LLG1-like. Bases 1 to 501 code for a protein of 166 amino acids. The transcript is spliced from 3 exons. Lineage: Eukaryota; Viridiplantae; Streptophyta; Magnoliopsida; Rosales; Moraceae. The record is from RefSeq and is a predicted model, not a curated record.
AUGGCUUCCAUUCAUUGUCUUUUUCAUGCUUUCUUCUUCUUUCUUGCAAUGGCCUUGGCCACGUCCUCAACCACCACCUUCCUUUCGGAUAGCGUGUUUGAGUCACAUGGGUUCAAUUCUCGUUCCCUGCUUCAAGCCAAAAAGAGUUGCACCAUAAACUUUGAGUCACAAAACUACACAAUCAUCACAAGCCAGUGCAAAGGACCUCGAUACCCGCCUCAGGCCUGUUGCCAGGCCUUCAAGGAAUUUGCUUGCCCUUUCACAGAUGCCAUAAACGACGAGCAAAGCGACUGCGCUUCUACCAUGUUCAGCUACAUAAAUCUCUACGGGAAGUACCCGCCCGGCCUGUUCGCCUUGCAGUGCAGGGAAGGGAAAGAAGGUCUCGAUUGCACCGACAUACUUGCAGCCAAAGAAAAGAGCAGAGGUCAGAUAUCAGCUACUCCAUCCACAUUGUUACUGCUCUUCGCUGCCUUUUUUGUGUUGGUAUACCAUUUGUUCUAAAGGAUGAAAGUGAAAAAAAAAAACAAUUACUAUUCAUAUCCAUUGAUUUAUUUCUUGUUGACAUUCCAAAUCCGGUUUCCUUUCAAGGUCCAGCUCUGCUGUGAUUUCCUUUUUCUUUUUUCCCCUCUGCACAUGU